AUGGCUUCGGAAGCGGUGAAGGUGAUCGUGCGGUGCCGUCCUCUAAAUGACCGUGAAAAGCAGCUCAGAUGCAAGAUAGUGCUGACCGUGGACAGCGCCCUGAGGCAGUGCUUCAUCCAGAACCUAGCAUCCUCAGAGGACCCACCAAAACAGUUCACAUUCGAUGGGGCGUAUUACAUGGACCACACCACAGAACAGAUCUACAAUGAAAUCGCCUAUCCACUUGUUGAGGGUGUUACGGAAGGCUAUAAUGGUACCAUCUUUGCCUAUGGGCAGACAGGCAGCGGGAAGUCUUUUACGAUGCAAGGGAUUCCGGAUCCCCCUUCACAGAAGGGCAUAAUUCCCAGAGCCUUUGAACAUUUGUUUGAGAGUGUUCAGUGUGCAGAAAACACAAAGUUCUUGGUAAGGGCUUCUUAUCUGGAGAUCUAUAACGAAGACAUCAGAGACCUCCUUGGUUCGGACACCAAACAAAAAUUAGAGCUGAAAGAGCACCCGGAGAGAGGAGUCUAUGUGAAGGGCCUGUCCCUGCAUACAGUGCACAACAUGGCCCAGUGCGAGCGCAUUAUGGAGACCGGCUUGAAAAACCGGGCCGUGGGCUACACCCUGAUGAACAAGGACUCCUCUCGCUCCCACUCCAUCUUCACGAUCACCAUGGAGAUCUACACUGUGGACAAGAGGGGACAAGAUCACCUGCGGGCCGCCAAGCUCAACUUGGUGGACUUGGCCGGAAGCGAGAGGCAGUCCAAAACCGGAGCUGUCGGAGAACGCCUCAAAGAAGCCACCAAAAUCAACUUGUCUCUCUCCGCUCUCAGCAACGUCAUAUCAGCCCUGGCAGACACCAGGUGUACGCAUGUCCCUUACCGGGACUCCAAGCUGACCCGGGUGCUGCAGGAUUCUCUGGGGGGCAACACCAAGACCCUCAUGGUGGCGUGCCUGUCUCCCGCCGACAACAACUACGACGAGACCCUCAGCACCUUGCGCUACGCCCACCGAGCCAAGAACAUCCAGAACAAGCCCCGCAUCAAUGAGGAUCCGAAAGAUGCCCUGCUGCGGGAGUACCAAGAGGAGAUCAAGAAACUGAAGGCCAUUUUGACUCAGCAGAGCAUCACAACGGAGUUGCCUCACCUGUUACUUUCUGUGGCUGCUCAGCCUGAGGGGAAACCAGAGCUCGCUCCUGAAUUCCAGACCGACGCAGAGAAAGAGAAGGAGCUAAUCAGAGAAGAGUAUGAGAAGAAACUGGCAAGGCUGAAAGCUGAUUAUGAAGCUGAGCAAAAGUCUCGCGUCCAGCUCGAGGAGGACAUCAGCACCUUGAGGAUUGCUUGUGAUCGCCAGUUGGCUGCUUUGGAAGAGAGGAAGGAAGCAGGAACUGCACAGCCAGUUGAAACUUUUCCUGAGCAAGUUCCCCAAGGCCCUGCUUUAGAAACAGAAGUGCCGAUCAAGGAGUUCGACACAGGUGAGCCUCCUGUUCCUGACGUUCCUGAAGAAGUACCUGCAACUCUGGACCAGCAGCAAGUACUUGCCAGGCUGCAGCUGCUGGAGCAACAAGUGGUUGGAGGAGAGCAGGCCAAAAACAAAGACCUGAAGGAAAAGCGCCAGCGGCGGAAAAGGCUGGCCGACGAGCGGAAGCAGCAGCUCUUGGAGGCUCUGCAGGGGUCAGACGUGGACAGCAGCGACUGGGUCCUGCUCAACGUCUACGACUCCAUUCAGGAAGAAGUGCGAGCAAAGAACAAGCUGCUGGAAAAGAUGAAGAAGAAGCUGCGGGCAGCUGAGGCUGAAAUCAGAGACCUUCAGUCUGAAUUUGAAUUGGAGAAGAUAGAUUACCUGGCUACCAUCCGCCGGCAGGAGCGGGAACUCCUGCUCCAUCAACAGCUUCUGGAGCAGGUGCAGCCCCUCGUACGGCGGGACUGUAGCUACAGCAACUUUGACAAGAUCAAGCGGGAGUCCAUCUGGGACGAGGACUCAGGUUGCUGGAGAAUCCCAGAGGCCAUCACAGAAAAGACCAGCCUCCCUGCGGUUUCAUCGUCGUCUCAGACAAAAGCAGGCAAGAAGAGCUCUGCGUCGGAGCACAGGGAAACAUCGACAGAGCAGGAAGAAGACCGCUACAAAACGAUGCUGAACAAGAGUGACAGCGAGAAUAUUGCGAGCAGUUAUUUCCGAUCAAAACGAGCAAGCCAGAUUCUCAGUGCUGACUCUGGGAAGAGUCUGGCUUCCCAUAACGCGCCCUCCCAUCCUCCAUCCUCCAGUGCUCCCCCGACCCAGGCAGCAGAGAUGCCCCAGCCGCGCCCCUUUCGCCUUGAGUCCUUGGACUUCUCUGUGCCUUCAACCAAGACGAAACGCAAGAAAACCCGGAACAACAGGAGUGGAGACCCCUUCUAA
Messenger RNA from Euleptes europaea (tarantolino), 2376 nucleotides. It is a transcript of the gene KIF17, whose product is annotated as kinesin family member 17. Gene Ontology annotation, molecular function: microtubule binding; ATP binding; microtubule motor activity. NCBI's taxonomy places the organism in Eukaryota, Metazoa, Chordata, Lepidosauria, Squamata, Sphaerodactylidae. The coding region runs from base 1 to 2376 and encodes 791 amino acids. The record is from RefSeq and is a predicted model, not a curated record. Gene Ontology annotation, biological process: microtubule-based movement. The transcript is spliced from 14 exons.